Molecule: messenger RNA, 1393 nt
Organism: Bombus impatiens (common eastern bumble bee)
Lineage: Eukaryota; Metazoa; Arthropoda; Insecta; Hymenoptera; Apidae
Gene: vih
Product: ubiquitin-conjugating enzyme E2 C
Exons: 4
Coding region: 102-650 (182 amino acids)
Source: RefSeq, a predicted model, not a curated record
AUUCAAAUUUCCACAGUGACUGUUGUAUCCCAAACCGAAGGUUCGGAAAUCUUGUGCAGCAAAUAAUAAUUCGAAGAAUCACUUGUGUCUUUCGAUUCGGAAUGGCACAAAAUAUAAAUCCAUUUUAUUCGUCUCAAAAUACUCCGAGUAAAGCUGCAGAGGAAAAACAGAAUAUACCAAAAGACAAGCAUGCAGUUAGUAAACGAUUGCAAAAGGAACUCAUGGUUUUGAUGACGAGCACAGAAAAAGGUGUUUCUGCCUUUCCAGAUGGAGAAAAUUUAUUCAAAUGGAUAGGAACUAUUACAGGACCAAGGGAUACGGUUUAUGCUGGUCUUACAUAUAAAUUAACUUUAGAAUUUCCCCAUAGUUACCCAUAUAGUGCUCCAAUUGUACGUUUCGCUACUCCUUGUUUUCAUCCAAACGUGGACGCAGUGGGUAAUAUUUGUUUGGAUAUAUUAAAAGAGAAAUGGAGCGCUUUAUACGAUGUGCGUACUAUAUUGUUAUCUAUACAAUCUCUUCUUAGUGAACCUAACAAUGAGAGUCCCCUCAAUCCACAGGCAGCAAAACUAUGGAACGAUCAGACAAAGUAUAAGAAACAUUUAACAGAAGAAUACCACAGAACUUUGAAUCGCGAUCAACAAGAUUCAUGAUAAGGGUAUUUUUAUAAUGAUCAUGGCUUGUUCAUUAUUUUUAUUUCUAUCAAUGUUACAUCUAGGUAUAAGAUAUAGAAAAACGAACUGCACCGAAUUUAUGUACUUCAUUAUAGAAAAUUUCAUUUCCUAUUAUCUUUUGCACUCGUAUACCCUAUCAUGCAAAAAGGACAUAUAAACACACUUUAUAUUGUUCAUCGCGAUCAUAUUUGUUAUAUAAUUUCGUCAGUCUGUCUUGAAAAUGUAUAGAAAUUUGUAUAAUGCUUUUAAGACUGUAUGCGGAUUAAACAUUUUUAUAUCGUCAAUUUGUAUCAGAAGCUUUUAUUUAUUUUUAUUUUUAUUUUUAAUAUAUGGUACAUUGGAUAUAUUUUACGGUUUCCAUGCAUACGAGUGACAGUGAUCAUUGACGUUACAUUAUCGAUAAUUAUUGUAUAUUUAAAAAAUAAAUAUUUUAAACACUAAAAUUAUGAAAUUCAUUAUACUUUCGCAAACUGUUUUGUUCAAAAAUAAAUACGUAACGAUUUUCGUACGUUUAAGUAAAGUCGUACUAUUAUAUAAAACUGUACUUAACUGAUUGAUGUUAGUCAUCUUCAAACUAAUAGAUAUUAUUAUUUUAUCGAGUAUAAUAAAUGAUCUGUUAUGAGCAAUUGUAACAAUAUAAUUAAAAUGUAAUGCAGAAAAACAAUGAAGCAUCCUAGCCCCGUUAUUUUAUGAGAGCGUUGAAUUAUCAAAUAUACAUUUUC